AUGACGAGCCCACAGCGAGCCGCAGCCCGGGGCGGGCUGAGUCCACCGCGCCUGCGCCUCAGGCCGCGACCCCAGUACCGGGCACAGCAACCGCCGCUGUCCUGGCCGCCGUCACCGUCGCCGCGGCUAGAGCGCCCGGCUCCCUUCAGCCCGCGCGCGGGCCACGCCCACGGCCACGCCCCCGCCGCCUCGCGGCCCCGCGCCCCCGCGCCUUCCUCCCGGGCGGGCGGCUGGCGCUGCGGGGCCUCGUCGGGCUCGGGCUGCACGUCGGUGUCGCUGGCGGACAGGAGUGGCCGGCGGCCCAUGUUGCCCGCGGCCCCGCGACCCGCACCACUCUGGCCGCCCGAGGGCGUCGCGUCCUCUCGGCUUCCCCGAGGCCGGGCCGGGCCGGUUAUUCCCGCUCCCCCCACCCCGCCCCGGGGAUUGCGAAAAGAGCCCGCGGAGGGGUCGCCCACGCUGAGCGCUCGCUGGAGCUUUGGAAGCCCCGCGUGUGGAUGGAGGCGGAGGUGAAGCGUAUUAGCAAUCAGGAACGCUGGUGAGGCGCUGAGUGUCCUGGACUGUCAUCCAACCUUCUUGUUGUCUGUGGACGUGUAUCGGAGCUGGAGGACAACUUUCGAGAGUCAGGGGUCAAACUCAAGAUGUCAGACUCGGCUGUUCUCUAUGUAGUCCCAAAAGGCCUCAGGCUCUGGAUCCUCCUGUAUCUGCCUCUGAGUCCUGGGAUUACAAGCAUGUGACCCCUAGGCCCCCUCCAAAGACCCCCUUUUAAAAUGCUCUAGUUACUUGGGGGCUGGAGAGAUGGAUCAGCAGUUAAGCACACAGAGAAGCCACGAUCGAUUCCUAGCAGCACCCACUUACAUGAUGCACAGACAUAUACACACAGGCAAAACAGCACACACCGGAACAAUAGUAGUGAUAAUAGUAAAACACCCGGCAGAUGAGCCGACAAGGCUAGCUUGGUUUGCAGUUUGUGUGUUCCAGUCUUUGAUCUGAUGUGUCUAUUGCUUUGAGUCUCUGGGCCCCUAGUGUUUGUUCUAGAUGGCAAUGACUGGAGUUCAGAGUAAAUUACUCACUUCCUGGUCAAGAAACAAAGGUAGAAGGGGGUGCCUGCUAUAGUCCCCCUUGUAGUCCUUCCCCCAGUGAUUUGAGGACUUCACAUUACCCUCCCCACAAAGUUUUCACUACCUCCACAUGGUAGCUUCCCAGAACCUCAGACCAGAACUAACACAGAGGCACCAACCAUCAACAGGGAUACAACUCUCAGGAGGACGUUCUGAGAGUUCUACACAUACCUACUACCCAUGCCUACUACCUUCAGUGGACGCUCAACAUUCAUGCUAUAGCAUGCUGUAGAUAUGAAACUACUCCUGAAUUUAAUUUUGCAGUUGUGUUCUUGUAUCCAGUACAUGUAAAAAGUCAUUUAAUGCCAUUCAGCAAGCAUUCCCAGGGAGCCUCCUGUGUGUUCGACUCUGAAAUAGGAUCUAUGGAUACAUGGCUAUUACGCAGCAUUGCUAUCCCUAAUUGGGGCGUAACAAAGCUGUAUAUGUGGCAAAUGAGGAGAGGAACUAACUCUAGGCAGAAUAAGCAAGAGAAGACAUUUGUCCCAGGUUGUACUGUUGGUGUCAAACAUUAUGCUGAGGCCCCUUGUGUCAUGGGGUAACUUUUAAUUCGCUGAAAAAGAGAGUCCAGAGAAGAAGCCAAUACUGGCCCAGAUUAGCAGGGUUUUUAUGAGAAUGUCUUCUGUACAUAUGUUUAUCUUAUUGGUUGAUGAAUAAAACACUGUUGGCCAAUAGGGCAGAAAGAUAGGUGGGACUAGGAGAUGAGGAGGAUUCUGGGAAACGUAGGCAGAGUCAGUCACCA
This is a messenger RNA of Mesocricetus auratus (golden hamster), 1857 nucleotides long. Its product is annotated as vegetative cell wall protein gp1-like. The transcript is spliced from 3 exons. The coding region runs from base 1 to 510 and encodes 169 amino acids. Lineage: Eukaryota; Metazoa; Chordata; Mammalia; Rodentia; Cricetidae. The record is from RefSeq and is a predicted model, not a curated record.